CUAUUCGGUUACGAUCAAGGAGUGUAAGUUUUUCGCAUUGUUACCUUUUACGCAACCUUUGAGGAUUUGGCAUAUUCGCAAACCAUGGCAAAAUCGCUGACCGCGAAAAUGAAGAAUGAGCGGAAUUAUCGGUUCGACGCCAUUCGCCGACAUGUUCGAGGAAGUGCGAGACAAUGCCACAAUGCAAGGUCUUGUCACUGCAAUCUAUGAGAUUGGCUGCCUUAUGGGUGCCAUGUUCAUUCUCGCCGUUGGUGACUUGCUGGGACGACGGAAAGCGAUGAUUCUAGGAGGUUUUAUCAUGAUCUUGGGUGCCGUCAUUCAAGUCACGUCAUUCCCUAACCACUCCCCCUUGGCUCAAUUCAUCAUCGGUCGUGUGGUCACCGGUGUGGGCAACGGUAUCAAUACAUCGACCAUUCCUACCUAUCAAGCUGAAUGCAGUAAAACCUCCAACAGAGGAUUGCUCAUCUGCAUCGAAGGCGGCAUCAUCGCAUUCGGUACCGUGAUCGCGUACUGGAUCGACUACGGCUGCAGCUACGGCAGCGACGACCUCUCGUGGCGAUUCCCCAUCGCGUUCCAGAUCAUCUUCGGUCUCUUCGUCUGCGUGGCCAUGGUUUUCCUGCCCGAGUCUCCCCGUUGGCUCCUGACCCACGAAAGAUACGAGGAUGCCGAGGUCGUCAUCUCCGCUCUCCGAGGAUUCGAGCUCGGCAGCGAGGACACUCACAUCGAGCGCGACAUCAUCUUGGACUCCAUCCGCGCCAGUGGCUUUACCGGCCAGAAGAGCACCCCCGUCAAGGCCCUGCUUACCGGUGGCAAGACCCAGCAUUUCAGGCGCAUGCUGCUCGGUGCCAGCAGUCAGCUGUUCCAGCAGGUUGGUGGUUGCAAUGCCGUCAUUUACUAUUUCCCCAUUCUGUUUGAGAAGAACAUCACGCCCGGUAACCAUCAUUUGGCUCUUCUUAUGGGUGGUGUAAACAUGAUUGUUUACUCCAUCUUCGCUACAACUUCGUGGUUCAUCAUUGAGCGCGUUGGUCGUCGCAAGCUGUUCCUCUGGGGAACUCUCGGACAGUGCCUGUCUAUGGUCCUCACGUUCGCUUGCUUGAUCCCCAAUACCCAGGCCGCUUCCAAGGGCGCUGCUGUUGGUCUUUUCACCUAUAUCGCUUCGUUCGGUGCAACCUGGCUCCCGCUCCCGUGGUUGUACCCUGCUGAGAUCAACCCCAUCAAGACUCGUGCCAAGGCCAAUGCUGUCUCUACCUGCACGAACUGGCUCUUCAACUUCCUCAUCGUCAUGGUAACGCCCAUCAUGAUCACCAACAUCGGUUGGGGCACCUACCUGUUCUUCGCCGCCGUCAACGCCUGCUUCCUGCCCAUCAUCUACUGGUUCUAUCCCGAGACCGCGCGCCGAUCCCUCGAGGAGAUCGACAUCAUCUUCGCCAAGGGCUUCGUCGAGAAGAAGUCCUACGUGCGCGCCGCCGAGGAGUUGCCCCUGCUCACCCCCGAGCAGGUCGAGCAGGAGGCUCUCAAGUACGGACUCAUCGAGACGGCCGCACGAGGCGCCACCCAUGCCACUGGGCCGGCGGGCGUCCCGCACGAGAAGGCGCUCAGCGAGAAGAGCGAGGCGGACGGGAGCCACGAGGAGGUGGAGAACUAAGAGCAUUAGGUUCGCGAGGUUUAUUGUGUGUUAGACCUCGUUCGUGCAGCGAAGUGGAAAGUAGCCGGGAGAGGAAGAAAGGGAAGCGAGACAGCCUUCCCUUCUCCACCAUCAUCAGAUCAACAUCAUGUGAUUUGUAGCUAGUCACUUGGUUUUCUGCAAACAUUUGAUACCCCAAACGGAGUGGGCGCCCCUUAACAGCCCGUAUACCUAACUUUUACCCUUUAUAUAGACUACAAGUUACGUUACUUAGUACUCGUUACUACUACGCACUCAAGAAAGUACCUACCUACCUACUCACCCAGGUAGCUUUUCUAACCCGUUUGCGAUGAGGUUCGCUUGAGUUAUCUUCUCUUCUAUUAAUUUUAUAUUUUUAUUAGCUUGUAGGAUAACUUUGUUACAUUGCCGUAGUUGUUGAGACAUUGUAUUGUAGAUCCUUGAGGUCGGUGG
Messenger RNA from Hypoxylon fragiforme, 2095 nucleotides. RefSeq names its product general substrate transporter. Gene Ontology annotation, molecular function: carbohydrate:proton symporter activity. The transcript is spliced from 6 exons. NCBI's taxonomy places the organism in Eukaryota, Fungi, Ascomycota, Sordariomycetes, Xylariales, Hypoxylaceae. Gene Ontology annotation, biological process: carbohydrate transport; transmembrane transport. The record is from RefSeq and is a predicted model, not a curated record. The coding region runs from base 116 to 1645 and encodes 509 amino acids. Gene Ontology annotation, cellular component: membrane.